Molecule: messenger RNA, 7936 nt
Organism: Pseudophryne corroboree (corroboree frog)
Lineage: Eukaryota; Metazoa; Chordata; Amphibia; Anura; Myobatrachidae
Gene: TP63
Product: tumor protein p63
Exons: 21
Coding region: 1577-3835 (752 amino acids)
Biological process (GO): regulation of transcription by RNA polymerase II; protein tetramerization; apoptotic process
Cellular component (GO): nucleus
Molecular function (GO): RNA polymerase II cis-regulatory region sequence-specific DNA binding; protein binding; DNA-binding transcription factor activity, RNA polymerase II-specific
Source: RefSeq, a predicted model, not a curated record
UAGCGUGUCCUCUCAGGCACGGACUGGAUCGCAUCACUUUGUGCAGGUGCAUAGCGUUUCUUCUAUCACCUGCUGACUGAGCCUGCAGGAGGCGGAGCUAACUGUUUCAGGGGCGGAGACUCAGAGUGACAGACUGACGCUAGGCCCGGGGAAGAUCCUAACUGAGAGGCUGAGAGUGGAGCGUGCUCACUCCCAACAGCUGCCCCACAAAAGCGCCUGUACUGAGCUUGUGCCUAAUGAAGGAUGGUCCAUCCCGGCUUCCAGAAGGGCAGGUGCAGCUGGCAGCACCGGGGAUUGGGGAGUGCCAAGCGCAGCAGCUAAUCUUUGGCAGCGGCCACGGAGGUGGCGCCAGGAAGUCCAGAGUACCAUGCAGCAGUGGCCGGCGCUCUCCUCCUCUCAGGCAGCAGACUCAGCAGCAGCUCCGGUACUGCUGCACUCUCCUGCCGGCGGCUCUAAGCAGGACCCAGAUGAUAUUCAACACAAGAAGGAUAUAGCAGAGGAACAUCAAGUGAUAUGCAAAUCCAGCAGUGUCCAUGGUUCACUGAUUCAGUGACUUUGCCUUCACCUCGGUAGUGUUUCUGGAUCAGUCAAACAAUGAUCCUCGGGCGGAGUUUGCCCUGAAGACAGCCUGCCAGCCAGACCUCCUUCCCUGCACUCUGGUUCCCGAUGUCAGCGAUUCCCACACUUCACCGAUUUCGUUGGGGGUUACCUUCUAUACUGAAUCCAUUUUAAAUUAGAACCUGAUUCAUAUUUCCUUCAUUCUCCAAAACCACAAAACUCAUAUCAACUUACAGCACACUGUUUGGGUGGGAGUCUCUGUAGGGACCGAGUUAGGAGAAGCACACAGCCUGCAGUUACUCUCGCUUCUUGCAUCUCUAAAGUUAUAUCCAGGAAAGUGCAGUGUCAGAACUUCAUAAACAGCAUGUAAAACACAUUUUGGAAAUGUUUCAGGUCCACAGGGAAAAGCAUCCCGAUUUCACCCUAAAAAGACAAAAGAAAAGGUGCCUGCAAUCUACAAACUGCACAGAUGAUCUUGGGGAGACACGUAUAAUGUAUUUAAUGUGGAGGAAUUUCCCUGCAUUUUGUUUCCUGCACUGAAACUGUUACCACAGCAGACAGUUGUAUAUUAAAGGAUGCACAAAAAUUCCCCUGAUGGCUGUUGUGAUAUAUUAUAGGUUUCUGAAUCACUUGAGCCCCAAAUAAAAUUCACAAAGACUCAGCAGUACAGGAAGACUAGUCAUACAGUGCAAACUACAUAACGGCUCCCGAGCCCAGAGCUUCUGAAAUUAAACUCAUACGUCACCCACGCAUUGACCAAUCUCAGAUCAGCUCUGGUUGUUACACUACAACAAGCUCCACAGCAGGAAAUCUGCAGAGCAUGCAAGACUGAUUCAGGCACCAAACAAAACAAAUAAAUAAAUGAAGGGUUCCAGUUGGUACGAAUCAAUUUUCUCUGUCACUAGAAGGAUUUCAUUGGCAGAUCUCCUGAGAAGUCCCGCCUAUUGACAAAUGUCAAAAAGUUUUAUCACUUCUAGCAGUUGUCACUAUAGUCUAGGUCUUCAUACUUUAUAUCUACAUGUACAUCUCUACUAGAUAUUUAUUUCUCUAUUUAUUCCAAAAGAAGCUGCAGGAAAUGAAUAUUGAAUCCUCACUUUGUACAGCUUUGCCAUACUGCCCUGAGCCACACAUAUCACGGUUUGUGGACACGUCGACACAUUUUUCCUGUAAAGAAAGGUAUUAUCGCACAGCCAUGUCUCAGACCUCACAUGGUUCCGAAAAUAAAAGCUCUGGAGUAUUUGAUCGACUUUGGGAAUUUUUAGGACCAAUGCAUUCUGUACAACCCAUUGACUUGAAUUUUACCAGUGAUGCAACAGAGAAAGGUCCUACAAAUAAGAUUGAAAUUAGCAUGGACUGUAUAAGGAUGCAGGACUAUGAUCUGACUGAUCCAAUGUGGCCGCAAUAUACAAACUUGGGGCUUCUGAACAGCAUGGAACAGCAGAUCCAGAAUGGUUCUUCUUCCACUAGCCCGUACACCAAUGAGCAUGCUCAGAACAGUGUAACAGCACCAUCACCCUACUCUCAGCCCAGCUCCACGUUUGAUGCACUGUCUCCUUCUCCCGCCAUCCCAUCAAAUACUGAUUACCCAGGACCUCACAGCUUUGAUGUCUCAUUUCAGCAAUCCAGCACAGCCAAGUCUGCUACUUGGACGUAUUCUACUGAUCUCAAGAAGCUCUACUGCCAGAUUGCCAAAACGUGUCCAAUUCAGAUCAAAGUGAUGACUCCACCCCCACAAGGAGCAGUUAUACGAGCAAUGCCAGUCUACAAGAAGGCUGAGCAUGUCACAGAAGUUGUAAAGCGCUGUCCAAACCACGAGCUGAGCCGAGAAUUUAAUGAGGGACAGAUUGCACCUCCCAGCCAUCUCAUUAGGGUGGAGGGAAAUAGCCAUGCACAAUACGUUGAAGAUCCAAUCACCGGUAGACAGAGUGUUCUGGUGCCCUAUGAGCCCCCUCAGGUUGGCACAGAGUUCACAACGAUACUAUACAAUUUCAUGUGUAACAGCAGCUGUGUUGGAGGAAUGAACCGCCGGCCUAUAUUAAUCAUAGUGACACUGGAAACCAGAGACGGUCAGGUGCUUGGUCGCAGAUGCUUUGAGGCACGUAUUUGUGCUUGCCCUGGUAGAGAUCGUAAGGCAGAUGAGGACAGUAUCAGAAAACAGCAAGUCACAGACAGCACAAAGAAUGGGGAAGGUAUGAAGCAAUCUUUCCGGCAAAGUACCCAUGGCAUUCAGAUGGCUUCUAUCAAAAAGCGACGGUCACCAGAUGAUGAGGUGUUAUACCUACCUGUAAAAGGCAGAGAGAUUUAUGAAACUUUAUUAAAGAUCAAAGAGUCUCUGGAGCUCAUGCAAUAUCUUCCACAGCAUACUAUUGAGAACUACAGACAGCAGCAGCAGCAUUUACUUCAGAAACAGGACAGAAGCCUACAGAGCAACCUGCCCGGCCCCCGCAAUACAGGGAGGAGUGACACCUUCUCCAUACACCAAUGGCAAAAAAGAAUGCAGAACAGCCCCAACUACAUGGAACACAAUCUAAAGCAUUCUCCAAUAGAACAAGAUGUCAGAGAUGAAAAUUACCUAAAUGAACGGGCUUCAUUACAAGGGCAGCAAUCCUUUGGAUCAGCCUCUCCUCCACUCAGCAAAAUGAAUAGUAUGAACAAGCUACCUUCUGUUAGCCAGCUAAUGAACCCACAGCAGAGAAACUCCAUCACUCCUAAUGCCAUGUCAGAUGGCAUGGGAUCAAACAUUCCCAUGAUGAGUGCGCACAUGCCAAUGACGGGUGACCUUAAUGGGCUUAGCCCCCCCCAGACGCUGCCUCCUUCACUAUCCAUGGCAUCCACAUCACACUGCACGCCACCUCCUCCAUACCCAACAGACUGCAGCAUCUCCAGUUUUUUAGCGAGAUUGGGAUGUUCAUCCUGUCUGGACUAUUUCACUGCCCAGGGCCUGAGCAACAUUUAUCAGAUUGAGCACUAUUCAAUGGAGGACUUGAUCAGUCUGAAAAUUCCUGAGCAGUUUCGGCAUGCAAUAUGGAAAGGUUUAGUGGAACACAGGCAAAUCCAUGAGUUCUCAUCACCUUCCCACCUACUCCGAACAACCAGCAGUGCUUCUACUGUCAGCGUGGGUGCCAACGAAUCUCGCGGAGAGAGGGUCAUCGAUGCUGUGCGGUUCACGCUUCGCCAAACCAUAUCUUUCCCUCCCCGGGAUGAUUGGAAUGAUUUCAAUUUUGAUAUGGAUACCCGCAGGAAUAAACAGCAGCGCAUAAAGGAAGAAGGCGAAUGACUAACAUCUGGCUUUUUCUCUUAACUCUGCCCAACACUACAUUUUUCAGUUUGAAUUAUCCAUCAUCAUCCCUUUCAUAUAUAUAUAUUUCAGUUUUUAUUUUUUGGAAGAGAUGUUGUGCAGAAGGCAUAAAUUACAAAUCUAAAAUUGAAAAAGGGUAUAGGGAGAUGUACAAGACAUAUAUAUGUUGGUAAGGGUAUUAGAGAAAUGAGUUGCACUUGUGUUUCCAGCUUCAGUCUUCCAUACCACCAUCAGCAGCUUAAAGAUCAGUGCCUAGAAACUCGGUUUUGGAAUGAAGCACCUGGAAAUAGAGAAUGUGAACUUAUACCAUGGAGAGAAGGGUGACAACAGGUUGUGGUGUCUGCAAGUAUGCUACUGCCCAGAAUAUCAAACACUGUGUAAUUAUUACAAAAAAAAUAUGCUACUUAGUUAUCACUAAGGGAGAUUACAUUUCAUUUGACGGAAUAAUGGAUGAACAGGUUUUCUAGGCACAGUACAUUAAGAGAAAGUUAAGUCACUUUCUGUUCAUUCCUUUUAAUAUAGAGUAUGCUUUUGUCUGCUUGAGUCCCCUACUCCUGUUUGCACACUGAUCCUCCACCACUACACCCAAAUCAUACCAGUUCUUUAGUCAUUUCUCUCUACCUGCAUUGCUUAGCUGGGCACCCAGCAUGCACCACUGGAUGAAGGCCUUAUUAUAUUACAAUCACUGCCAAUGACCUUUUUUUAUCUUUUGUAAAACCCAGUUUGUAUUGUAUUGUAUUGUAUAUGAAUAUAGUUGCACUUAUUAAAUGCUUGGUGUUGAUUUGAACAACAGCAAAAAAACAUGGAAUAUACUGUAGUACGAAGAUGACAUCAGUCGCUCAACUAAAAUGUCAUUUCUAUUUAAUCCUAUCCUAUAUGGGACCAUUCAUUAUAACAUAUCUGUAGAAAAUUGAUUGUUUCUGUUAAAUUAUAUUAAAUCACAAUUAGGAUAGUGUACUAAUUUGGUGCAAAUGUGCAGUGGCUCUCAGCAAACAACUGGCAACAACCUUUGACUGACUUAGUGCUUUACACUAUUCUCUAAGUAUAUCUUAUUUGUUGAGACAGUUUACUUUACUUUUCUACUAUAUUAGUAAAUCCCUACCUAUGCUGUUUAGAAAUAAACAGAUUUUAUUUUAUAUCUAGUAAUUGACAACAGGAACAGGGUCCUUUGUAGGAAAACCAAACACGCCUAUACAGUACGUUAAAAAAUAAAAUAAAUAAAAUGACUAAUUAGACACUAAGGGCUCUAUUUACUAAGCCUUGUAUGGAGAUAAAGUCGACAGAGAUAAAGUCCCAGCCAAUCGGCUCCUAACUGCCAUUUCACAGGCUGAGUGUGAAAAAUGUCAGUUAGGAGCUGAUUGGCUGGUACUUUAUCUCCAUCCACUUUAUCUCCGUCCAAGUCUUAGUAAAUAGGCUCUAAAGGUCAGUAGUUGAUCUUGCUAAUUCACAACAGAAAACUUGUCUAUCAGCAUUGAGUAAGGCAUAUUGGCCCUCAUUUAGAUGUGGUUGGAGGUGUGCCCUGAUGCACAAAGUACCGAUGUUCAUGUACAGGACCCAUUCUGCGCAUCCUGUGACACAGGAUGCAGGGAUGGCAUCAGACUGUCAGUGAUUAACAGUCCCAUACUGUUUGAGGGUGGGGAGGGGGCAGGGACGGCCUACCUUUCUCCAAACGAGGCACGUCACCACCGUUUAGGGGCAGGGAAGAGGUCAGGGAUCUCCAUCGUUGCAAAGAGAUCUCCUGGCCUGUGCGAUGGGCGGCUUGCACAUCUCCAUGUGUUCUGCAAGCCGUCCUAUGGUGCUAGGGAAGAUCUUGGACACAGUUCAGAUAAGUAGUGCUACAUUACUGUAUUACUGGUAUCGCUGCUGCUUCUAUGUAAGCAUCAUCGAUAGCACCUCCAAGCACAUCUGAAUGAGAACCAUUGUACACUCUACUUUGGGCUUUAUUUUUUAUCUAUUCAGAAUAUUAUAUUUGCAUUUCAUUUUAUGGCUUUAUAUUUACAGUGCCUAAUCUAUAAAGUACAUUAUUAAAAGUAUAAGAGGGUACACGAUAAGAUGAGCAUACACAGUACUGUAACAAUAUAACAUUGCAAACAGAAACUAUGGCUGUAGGGUACAUAGAAAAUAAUCAAAUAAGAAAAGCCCAAACAGCCUACUGUAUGCAUUACUACCAGUGGCUCUGCGAAAGAUCAGGAGCUUUGAAAGUAUAUAUUUUUCAUGGGAUACUGUUGACUACUAUUUCCUACAGCCCCAGAAGCACCUGGGUGAUUGUCGGUGCACAUAUGGGUUGGAAUGAAUAACCAGGAUUACUAUGUGGGUUGGAUAUUAUAAAACACAAAGCUGUUCCGUGACAUUCAUCCUUGUAUUAUUUUCUUCCAGUUGAAGCUUUUUAUAUAUGUAGAAAUUAUUUACUCUAGAGCAUUCACAUUUUCUUUUAUUCGAUCAUUCAUUUCAGCACUGACAUCUUCUAUUUUCUCUUCUAUUUAUUAAAACUUUCUUGUAUAGCAAGUUGGCUCCUCCCUAGCUGUAUACAUGGUUGCAAACUGUAGCAGGUGAAGAACUGAUAGCCAGUAAGCUUGUGUUGUGAGGCCACUUGCAUGCCACCAUUUGGGGGUAGUAACAAACCAAUCCAAGCCUAACUAGAUUUACAUUUAGCAAUAAAAGAAAAUAGACACUGGAUUUUGUUGUAUCAUAUUUGAUACCACUCUCUUUUUAUUAUGUGUAACACAAUGUAUGUCAGUGGAAAAUGCUCUGCUAGGUUAUAUUGCUACCAGUGAUGACAGUAAUGGUUAGUAGUCAAAUUUGGAAUGGUGCUUUAGCCCAUACGUAGCUUUUGGUAACAUCAGCUUUCCUAUCGGCUAAUGCUGUCAUUCAACCUCAGUGUCUUUCCUAAGCUGGAAUGCUUACAUUAUAUAUAUUAGAAAGAUCUUGGGAACUUUGAGUCUCCAGGUGACACUUACCCAGAGAGAUUAGACUAAGCAAGUUUCCAUUAUAUUUAGUGAAAUAAAACAACUUCGACAACAAGCUGUUGACUUCAGUAUCUCAUGAAGCUUUUUGGCUGUAAGUGUUAUUAUUGGUUUUUCAGAAUCAGUUCGCAGAAAACUGAUCUUUUGCCUGGGUAAUUAAUAAUGCCAUCCAGUUUCUAUAAUUAAUUACUUGUCAGUUUAUAUGUUUCUUUUUGUUACUGUGACUGUACGAUGGACAUGGCUAUUUACAAACAAUACUAUUCUUUAGCCACUGAUUUAUGAGCAGAUCUGGCCAGCUAUUUUGGCAGUGUUCUGACAUUGGGUCUCAUGUGUUAUAACCUAUUGCAUCAGAUUUAAUAAGUCAGCAUGGAAUACCUGGCCAGCUGCUCCCUCUGUGUGUUGGGGUAAUUGUUGAUUGGCGCUUUAGAAAUGCGGGCAUUCUUGCACAAAUUCCCGCACCUCCAGCUUCCUGCACCCUAUUACAUUUACCCCUGAGAUCUGUAAGCAGCUUUUCUCUACACUGAUUAAGAUGUUGUUAUGCGCAGCUUUUAACAUACUUACACUAUUGUGUUUCUUUCUAGCCCUGUUAUUUUCUGUUACAUAAACUUUCUGUAUAGUAUGUGUUCUUCUACAUUCAAUGUUUUGACUUCCUAUUUUAAUACUGUGGGAUAGCAGGUCUUCCAAAUCAAAUUUACUGUAUUAAUACAAUGGCUUUAUUCUGUGGACUCUUUACAUUAUUAUUUUUUUUUAUUUUUUUUUACUGUACUGUUUGGUUUGUACAUAUUUACAUUCAAAGUCCUAUAUUUCAAAUAUAUUGAAACUAAAGGAACAGGAUGGCAUUAAAUAAUAAGCUAUUUUCUGAUACAUACAGCUACACAAAAAUACAACAAAUUACAAUUUAAAAGAAUAUUCAUGAUUAUUGUUACAGUGAUUUCUUGUGUUGGCUCUGCAUCCUGCUGGAGAAGCGUUGCCAGCUGCACAAAGUCACAUAUUACAAUUCUUGUGUUCUCUGGUAGUGGAUUUUGUAUAGCACUGAUCUAUGUGUAAUUUGUGAUUUGUUCCCAUUUGUUACAAAAAUCAAAAACAAAAAAAAUAUAUAUAUAUCUUUAUUGUUCUU